GUAUCUUCGCCUCAUCUCAUACUAAUAACACUUAAAAUUUGAUUAUGUGAAGAUUUGGCACUUUGGUUCCCUCAUCUCAUGCCACUCUUCACUCCUCUAUAUGCUUUCAGUUCUCAAAUUUGUCCCCAUUUGUAAACUCAACCUCGUUUCCAGGGUUCUGCCAUUGCAGAGAUGGGUUCAUCAUGCCCCUGCAACUCCUCUACACUUCCACAAGAACAUCAAAGUUGACACUUCCACUUCCGGUUUCGAUUUCGAUUUCGACGUUCUAAUCCGAGUUUGCAGGGACAUCAACAUCGCUAAGCGGCUUCACACUCUUCUCGUUGUGUUGGGAAAAGCUCAAGAUGUUGUUUUGUCAACAAAGCUGGUUAAUUUGUAUGCUUCUCUUGGAGACAUCACAUUCUCUCGCUCCACUUUCAACCACCUUCAGAAAAAGAAUCUCUUUGCCUGGAACUCAAUGGUGGCUGCUUAUGUUCGCAGCUGCCGGCGCCACGAGGCAUUGAGCUGUUUCAAUGAAUUCUUGUUAGUAUCUGGUUUGAGGCCUGAUUUUUAUACCUUCCCGCCUGUGUUGAAAGCCUGUGUGAGUCUAAUUGAUGGCAAGAAGAUACAUUGCUACGUUGUGAAGUUGGGUUUUGAACGGGAUGUAUUUGUUGCUGCCUCAUUGAUCAAUUUGUAUUCGCGGUUUGGUGCUUUGGAUAUUGCAUACGAGGUGUUUGAUGAAAUGCCUGAUCGAGAUGUGGGUACUUGGAAUGCAAUGAUUUCUGCGUUUUGUCAGAAUGGAAAUGCUGCUGAGGCAUUGGACGUCUUGAAUAGGAUGAGAAGUGAGGGGCUGAAGAUGGAUCCCGUUACUGUAUCGAGCGUGCUUCCUGUUUGUGCGCAGUCGGGUGAUAUUUUUAGUGGGAUGUUGAUUCAUUUGUAUGUGAUAAAGCAUGGUUUGGACAUGGACGUGUUUGUAUCAAAUGCUUUGAUAAAUGUGUAUUCUAAGUUUGGGAGGCUUGGGGAUGCGCAGAAGGUUUUCGAUCACAUGAAAAUUAGGGAUCUGGUAUCUUGGAAUUCCAUAAUUGCUGCAUACGAGCAGAAUGAUGAUGCAGCUACUGCAUUCAGGUUGUUUAAAGAGAUGCAGUUUGUAGGAAUUCAGCCUGACUUGUUGACAAUUGUGAGUUUGGCUUCAAUCUUUGGUCAGUUAAGUGAUCGAAGGAUAAGCAGUUCAAUUCAUGGAUUCAUUAUUAGGCAUGAAUGGCUUGAAAAGGAUGUUGUGAUUGGAAAUGCACUUGUGAAUAUGUAUGCAAAAUUGGGUGCUAUGGAUUGUGCUCGAACGGUUUUUGAACAACUACCUGUUAAAGAUAUAAUUUCAUGGAACACUUUGAUCACAGGUUACACACAGAAUGGUCUUGCAAGUGAGGCAGUUGAUGCUUUCAACAUGAUGGAAGAGUGUACAAAGAUAAUCCCCAACCAAGGGACAUGGGUGAGCAUUCUCCCAGCAUAUUCACAUGUUGGAGCUUUGCAACAAGGAAUGAAAAUUCAUGGAAGGUUAAUUAAGAACUGUCUCUACAAGGAUAUCUUUGUGGCUACCAGCCUAAUUGACAUGUAUGGAAAAUGUGGGAGGUUAGUUGAUGGAAUAUCAUUAUUCAAUGAAAUUCCACGGGAAACUUCAGUUCCUUGGAAUGCUAUAAUAUCGUCUCUUGGGAUUCACGGAGAUGGAGAAGUAGCACUCCAACUUUUCAAGGAUAUGCUAGCUGAAGGGGUAGAGCCAGAUCAUAUCACAUUCGUAUCGUUGUUGUCGGCAUGUAGUCAUUCUGGUUUAGUGAAUGAGGGCGAGCGCUGCUUUGAUUUGAUGCAGAAAGAGUAUGGAAUCAAGCCAAAUUUGAGACAUUAUGGUUGCAUGGUUGAUUUGCUUGGACGUGCUGGGUAUUUGGAGAAGGCGUAUAAUUUAGUGAGCAACAUGCCCAUACAGCCUGAUGCGUCGAUCUGGGGGGCUCUUCUUAGUGCUUGUAGAAUACAUGGAAAUGUAGAUUUGGGUACCUUUGCUUCAAGUCGUUUGUUGGAAGUUGAUUCUGAAAAUGUUGGCUAUUAUGUUUUGCUAUCAAAUAUGUAUGCAAACAUCGGCAAAUGGGAAGGAGUGACUAAAGUAAGAUCAUUGGCCAGAGAUCGUGGUCUGAGGAAGACUCCGGGAUGGAGCUCUGUUGUAGUGGGCAAUAUAGUUGAAGUCUUCUACACUGGAAACCAAACCCAUCCUAAAUGCACUGAGAUAUACGAGGAAUUAAGGGUUUUGACUGCCAAAAUGAAGAACCUUGGUUAUGUUCCGGACUACAGUUUUGUCCUGCAAGAUGUUGAGGAUGACGAAAAAGAGCAGAUUUUGAUGAGUCAUAGCGAGAGAUUGGCAAUGGCGUUUGGUAUUAUCAGCACCUCACCAAGAAGUCCCAUUAGGAUAUUCAAGAACUUGCGUGUUUGCGGUGAUUGUCAUAAUGCAGCUAAGUUCAUAUCCAGAAUUACUGAGAGGGACAUUAUUAUGAGGGAUUCAAAUCGCUUCCAUCACUUCAAAUGUGGGAUUUGCUCAUGUGGUGAUUACUGGUAGUAUUGCUAAAUUUUGGGAGCUUGAGAAGGUUGAUCUUAAAUGAAGACAUUGAUUAGAAAGAUAUGACAAAAUUUUGAUUUAAGAGUAUGGUCGUUUGGGAUUGAAAGAGGAGAAUUGAAACUGUGGUGUUAAGCCUUAUUUUCUAAGAUGGUUUUGUGUUGGAUGGCAAGAAAUUUUAACAUAGAUAUAUACGUAUCUUACACUUUUGGUUGGGCAUUUUCUUCAUGGAUUUAUAUUAAAUAUUUAGACGGAUCUUGAGGCUUAUAGUCAAAGUGAUGAACUUGAUGUUGGCCAUGGUGUAACUGGUAUAGGUAUCGGACAUCAGUGCUCUUCUUUUGCAAGAUUGGUAACUCUGAACUUUGCAAUUCAAAUAUGUACAUUCACACACCUAUUAUCUAUGAUUCCAUGCUAACCUUUUUGUGCCUUCGAAUUCUUAAUGGGA
Messenger RNA from Arachis duranensis, 3014 nucleotides. Its product is annotated as pentatricopeptide repeat-containing protein At4g33990-like. The transcript has 2 exons. Lineage: Eukaryota; Viridiplantae; Streptophyta; Magnoliopsida; Fabales; Fabaceae. Bases 101 to 2572 code for a protein of 823 amino acids. The record is from RefSeq and is a predicted model, not a curated record. Gene Ontology annotation, molecular function: RNA binding; protein binding; zinc ion binding. Gene Ontology annotation, biological process: RNA modification.